Messenger RNA from Salvia splendens (bonfire salvia), 1275 nucleotides. Its product is annotated as heat shock factor protein HSF30. Gene Ontology annotation, cellular component: nucleus. Gene Ontology annotation, biological process: cellular response to heat; regulation of transcription by RNA polymerase II. NCBI's taxonomy places the organism in Eukaryota, Viridiplantae, Streptophyta, Magnoliopsida, Lamiales, Lamiaceae. Bases 73 to 1146 code for a protein of 357 amino acids. The transcript is spliced from 2 exons. Gene Ontology annotation, molecular function: RNA polymerase II cis-regulatory region sequence-specific DNA binding; DNA-binding transcription factor activity. The record is from RefSeq and is a predicted model, not a curated record.
AAUUUUCGACAACUGAAAGAGUGAGGAGUGAGAUUGUGAGUUCAACUAAGAGAUCAAUUUGUGGUGAAUUGAAUGGAAGGUGUGAAGGUGAAGGUGGAGGAUGAGAGCACCGGCACCACUGGGAUUUCAUCGUCUUCUUCAUCCUCUUCUCCGCAGCCGAUGGAGGGGCUGCACGAGGUGGGGCCUCCUCCGUUUCUCACCAAGACUUAUGAAAUGGUGGAGGAUCCUUCUACUGAUGCGGUCAUUUCGUGGAGUAAGGCCAAGAACAGCUUCAUUGUUUGGGAUUAUCACAAUUUCUCCACUCAUCUGCUUCCUAAAUACUUCAAGCACAGCAAUUUCUCCAGCUUCGUCCGCCAGCUUAACACAUAUGGUUUUAGAAAAGUCGAUCCCGAUAGAUGGGAAUUUGCUAAUGAGGGGUUUCUGGGAGGGCAGAAGCAUCUCUUGAAGACCAUCAAAAGGAGGAGGAACGUGAUGCAAGGUGUUGUGGCUCAACAAGCCGGGGGAGCUUGUGUGGAGUUAGGGCAGUAUGGAAUUGAUGAAGAGCUCGAUAGGUUGAAACGAGACAGGAAUAUUUUAAUGUCAGAGAUUGUGAAGCUCAAGCAACAGCAGCUGAGCUCAAGGCAGCUGGUCAUGGCAAUGGAAGAAAGGCUUCAAAAUACAGAGAAGAAACAGCAGCAGAUGCUCACCUUUCUUGCUAAAGCUUUCAAGACCCCGGCUUUCGUUCAGCAAUACGUCGACAAAUAUGGGAAUAGCAAGAAGAACAUUGAGAUAGGCCAGAAGAGGAGAAUAAGUACGAGUUCUAGUGUCGAGAAUCUGCAGGAAGUUGCUGCGACUGUUUCCACUGGAAGUAGUCUGAAUUAUGCAAGGGACGAGCUUGCAGGCAUUCAACUGAAGGUGGAGAGUCUGGAGGAUGGAUCAAGCACGGAUUUGAAGGGCCUCUCGACUGAGGCAGACCCAGAUCCCUUGAAUGACAUGACUAAUAUGUGGGAUGAGUUCCUGAGUGAUGACCUUAUUGUUGGAGACGAGGCAGAAGAAGUCCUUCCAGCUGAUCGCUUGUCGGAUAUAGAGGUUGAAGAGUUGGUAGCUAACACAUCGGAUUGGGGUGAGGAUUUACAAGACAUUGUAGACCAGUUAGGAUUCCUUUAGGUCUGAUUGGAUUUCUUGUUGCCUUGGCCUCCUCGUACACACACCUUUGUUGGAGGCCAAGAGUUAAUAAUCCUACUGCUGUGUAUUCUUGAUGGAAGUUAAAUCAAUUGUAUCUUCUUUAUUUUGCUA